Messenger RNA from Coccinella septempunctata (seven-spotted ladybird), 5478 nucleotides. It is a transcript of the gene eag, whose product is annotated as potassium voltage-gated channel protein eag. The record is from RefSeq and is a predicted model, not a curated record. Lineage: Eukaryota; Metazoa; Arthropoda; Insecta; Coleoptera; Coccinellidae. The coding region runs from base 349 to 3519 and encodes 1056 amino acids. Gene Ontology annotation, cellular component: membrane. The transcript has 10 exons. Gene Ontology annotation, molecular function: voltage-gated potassium channel activity. Gene Ontology annotation, biological process: regulation of membrane potential; potassium ion transmembrane transport.
CCCUCAGAUAUCACGUGGUUCAUACCCCGACAGAAACAAUGUGUUUCAAGUGGGGCAUGCAAAAAUGUUCAAACUGAACCAGCGGUAUACGCAGUGACCAACCUAUUAUGAAAACAAGGAAAAACUCAGAGAAAAGUGCCUCGAAAUCGAAAGUAUGUUUGUGUACAGUGUCGGUUUUAUGAGCGGUUCUAGGACUGCCACGAUAUCAACAUGCAGAAAAAAUUGAACCUUCUCGAUUUUGGUUAAAAAUGUGCGUGGUCCAAUUGCGGUGUUACCGUUUCAUUUUUGUGAUAUGGUAAUUGAGGGGAGAUGACGAAAAUUGUGAUUUAACCCUAGGAUUCCGUCAACAUGGCUGGGGGGAGGAGGGGGCUCGUUGCCCCCCAAAACACUUUUUUGGAAAAUAUUAUACGAAGAUCUAAUUCUCAACCUGACAGCAGUUUUCUACUGGCCAACGCACAAAUCGUAGACUUCCCCAUCGUGUACUGCAACGAGUCCUUUUGCAAGAUUUCUGGCUACAACAGGGCGGAAGUGAUGCAAAAGUCCUGCAGAUGCACCUUCAUGUAUGGGGAACUGACAGACAAGGAAACAAUCGACAGGAUAGAUCAGGUUUUGGAGCACCAGCUGUACGAUCAGUUCGAGAUUCUUUUAUACAAGAAAAAUAGUAUCACGGUGGUGGAAGAACAAGAAACUCCGCUAUGGCUACUCCUGCAAAUUUCCCCGAUCAAGAACGAGAGGGAUUUGGUGGUGCUGUUUCUACUUACAUUUCGAGACAUCACUGCCUUGAAGCAGCCCAUAGAAACAGACGACACAAAAGGAGGUCUAUCGAAGUUCGCCAAACUGGCAAGGUCGGUGACAAGGAGCCGCUCUGUUCUCGUUUCCCAGUUCUCCUCCCAUCUUCCCAACCUCAAGGACACCACGAAGCAGUCCCAUUUGGCCCAAAUGAUGAGCUUAAGCGCAGAUAUUAUGCCACAAUAUCGCCAAGAAGCUCCAAAAACACCUCCACACAUUCUUCUUCAUUACUGCGCCUUCAAAGCUAUCUGGGAUUGGAUAAUACUGUGCCUCACCUUCUACACAGCUAUAAUGGUUCCUUAUAACGUGGCUUUCAAGAACAAAACGUCGGAGGAUGUGUCAUUGUUGGUGGUGGAUUCGAUAGUAGAUGUGAUAUUUUUCAUAGACAUCGUUUUGAAUUUUCACACCACCUUUGUGGGGCCAGGUGGUGAGGUGGUUUCUGAUCCUAAGGUCAUCAGGAUGAACUAUUUGAAGAGCUGGUUCAUUAUAGACCUUUUGAGUUGUUUGCCCUAUGACGUUUUCAAUGCUUUCGAUCAUGAUGAAGAUGGUAUUGGAAGUCUCUUCAGUGCCCUGAAGGUGGUACGUCUUCUAAGACUUGGUCGAGUAGUCCGAAAACUAGAUAGAUAUCUAGAAUAUGGAGCCGCCAUGCUGAUUUUACUGUUAUGUUUUUAUAUGCUGGUAGCUCAUUGGCUAGCUUGCGUGUGGUACUCAAUAGGAAGGUCGGACGCAGAUAAUGGGGUUCAGUACAGUUGGCUGUGGAAAUUGGCGAAUAUAACUCAGAAUCCCUAUUCAUAUGUUUGGCCUAAUGACUCGAGUACUCCAGAACUGAUCAAUGGUCCGUCUAGGAAAACGAUGUAUGUUACUGCCCUCUACUUCACUAUGACCUGUAUGACUUCCGUUGGAUUUGGCAACGUGGCCGCUGAGACUGACAACGAAAGAAUUUUUACCAUUUGUAUGAUGAUAAUAGCCGCCUUGCUCUACGCCACCAUAUUCGGUCAUGUGACUACCAUAAUUCAACAAAUGACAUCUGCCACGGCAAAAUACCACGAUAUGCUGAACAAUGUAAGGGAGUUCAUGAAAUUGCAUGAAGUUCCGAAGGCGCUGUCUGAAAGGGUAAUGGACUAUGUGGUAUCCACAUGGGCUAUGACGAAAGGACUCGAUCAGGAUAAGGUGCUGAACUUCUGCCCAAAGGACAUGAAAGCUGACAUUUGCGUCCACUUGAAUAGGAAAGUUUUCAACGAACAUCCAGCAUUCCGACUGGCGUCCGAUGGUUGUCUCAGGGCUUUGGCGAUGCAUUUCACCAUGUCUCAUUCUGCCCCUGGUGAUCUCCUCUACCACACAGGAGAAUCGAUAGAUUCACUAUGCUUCAUCGUCACCGGCUCUCUGGAAGUUAUACAAGAUGACGAAGUUGUAGCAAUAUUGGGUAAAGGUGAUGUGUUUGGUGACUCUUUCUGGAAGGACAACGCUGUCGGACAGUCAGCAGCGAAUGUUCGUGCUUUAACUUAUUGUGAUUUACACACGAUUAAGAGGGACAAACUCUUAGAAGUUUUAGAUUUUUAUCAGGCUUUCGCUAAUAGUUUCGCAAGAAAUUUAAUACUUACCUAUAACCUAAGACAUCGCCUUAUAUUCAGAAAAGUAGCUGACGUGAAGAGAGAAAAAGAAUUAGCAGAACGUAGAAAAAACGAACCCCAGCUUGAUCAGAGUCAGGAUCAUCUAGUAAGGAAAAUCUUCUCGAAGUUCAGGAGGGACAGAUCCCAGCAUCAGUCGAAUUCCCAGCAAUCCUCGGAUGUUGAGAAAGGAGACGAAACUGACAAGGUGAACCCGAAACCUUUACCCACAACUAAACUUUCAGCUGUUGCCGAGAAGAACGGUAAUGGAGGAGCUGUCAAAACAACCGUGGCUAGACCUGUAACUGGACGGCCGGCUAGCAAAUGGGGUAGACUUCUAGGUUCUGCGAGUUUGGAUUCUGGGUGCGAGGGAAGCACCCAGCCACCUCAGGGUUUCACGAGAAGCCUCAGUGCUAAAGAUUCUAAAGAACGCCCCAGUUCCUCAUCUUCAGGUAGUUCCGGGGUUCAAAUAGCUGCUGGAAGUGGUAAUAAAGUGUUCCCAAAACUACAAAAGGUUGCUUCUUCAUCAAGCCCUGGUAUCACCAGACAGGAUACCAUAGAUGAGAUGGUAGAACUGGACCCUCCAAAGAACCUAUCCCUCCGAAAAAUGCUAAGUUACGAUUGUGGCCUAAGAGAUCCAUCCACAGCGUCCAUGUACCAGACACCUCUUCCCGAUCCUAUCGCUCCCCCUGAAUACAAAGAAUUGAUGACCAAUCUUAUGGAUUUCAAAGUAGACGUUAAGUUAGAAAUACAAAAACUGAACCAAAGAAUGGGCAAACUGGAGGAUUUACUGAAUGAAAUCAUCAGGAGGCUUACGCCUCCUGAGAGUAGUUCUAGUUCCCAGUCUCCACAAGGAGAUCCUGAGCCUAAAAAGUCUUCCAUGAUAGUAGUUGAGCGACCUACUGAUCUCUGUACGAAGGCUAUGGAAGGAAGUGGUUUAGGUCCUGUUAUAUUGAGGAAGAGAAGGUCGAAAAGCAGAGCCAAAGGAGCUGCACCUCAAGUUCCUACGCCUCUAGGAAGUAAAGUUACUUCACCAGAAAGCCAAGCUUCUAGUCCUACAGAAUCUGGAAAUAUGAUCGAAGAAGCAACUCCGUCCUCGAAGAAAUCUAUCGAAUACCUUUAGCGUUUACGAACACCGGAGUGAAUUGAAGAAACUCUUGCUUAUUAAGUUUUUUGCGUAGAAGAAGGGGGAUAUAUAUACGUCAGUUGUAAAGUUCUUGCAAUUACUAUAGAUGAAUCACAUUCACUUUAAGCUCCGUAAAGUGAGGAAAAACCCGAAAUAUUGUUUCUUUUUCUUUAUCUUUAUACAGUGAAUUUUUUAUCAGAAUCACAUUCCAUUUCGAGCCGUACUUCUUGAAAGCUACUGAAAACUGAAAUCAGUAGAAUCAUCAAACUAUACGCAUAUAUAGAUCGGCAGGAGCCGCCCUAACCCCUUAUUAUAUACCUUAUCGGUCAAAAGAGAAUUGAAGCUGGCUAGAAAUCGCGGUUCUGACAAAAAAGUCAUUAAUAUAUAGAAUAUCCACAUACCUUUUAAUAUAAUUUCCCAGAUGUCAUCUAGUUUAUUUUAUACUGAACAUAAGAGUCGAUGACAUAGAAUAACUUCAUUACGAUUGCUUCAAAAUUUCGUCGCUUCAACGUAGAGCUGAAGAUUCACCCUUCAUUUACAUCUUCGAAUUAGCAUUCAGAGCUCAAAAGUUAUUGCCGAAGCAAAAACUGCAAUUCAUAUAACGAUAUUUGACGUUUUUAGACAUUAGAGUUUUAGGGAACACUGCUAGUGAAAUUUUCGAAUAAGAAUGCCAUAUUUUCCCCACGAAACAAAGGAUCAAUUUCUAACCAAUUCAUCGCUUUCCCACUUAGAUUUCUUCUUAUUCUUGAGGAGGUUUCACCGAACUGAGUAAAAGGUUGUGCAUAUUUAUUAAAAUGUUUUAUAUUCAUGCAAAAUUGUACAUAUAACAUGAAAUUGUAUAAAUCUGUAUAAAUUCAAGUCAAAAGUGAAAUGGAAAUCUGAUUGGUCAGAACUAUUGAAAUUUCAAAGAGUCUUUUUAUCUGAUGAAAUUUAAAUCAUGAAAUCAAUUGGAUUAUCAAAUUCUACUCAAUAUACCUACUUAUUGGCCAUUUAAACUGAGUACUCAACUUAUGGAAAAAUUUCAAUUUUUCUUGACCAAUAAAUUGUUCUAAUAUUUCAAUACGCAUUUUGUUUCGAAAAGUUGACCACUUCUGCCUUUGCUCUUUUCUUGGAGCUUAAAAAAAUCUUUACACGCUAUGCUAAACACAAAACACCAAUUCAAUUAGGUUCUUAUAACAUCUUUAACAAUUUGGUUUCAAAAUAGUGUUUAACAAGCAAAAUUCAAAUGAUUGAAAAUUAAACUAUAUUCGUGACAAAACUUAUUGUUAAUGCUAACUAGUUUUGCUUAGAAAUGAAUUGAAUAUUUAUUGAAACAGUAUUAGGAAAUCUUAAAUAGUUUUUUCAAUACAAAAGUAGGUAUUUUAUAAAUAUUUCCUCCUACGUUGAACUGUUGAACAGAUGGAGAAGUUUUUUUUGUUUUCAAAUUCACACAUAUCAUUUGGAAAGAUUAUUCGUACUGUUAUUGCAAAAUUCAAAGUUUAAAAAAGAUCUGUUACCCUCAUACUCAAAGGUGCUCAUUAUAAAUUUACUUACUUUAUCAUACUUCUUAUCAUCUCAUGUACCUGCCCCAUACGAAUACAAAAACUAUUAUGUUUUUUUAUUGAUAUGCUUUUAAUCGAUAUGUCACCAAAAUGUUUAUAAUCUUCAUUUUACCUUACCUAUGUCAAUAAUUACAACUUGAAUCCUUGCUCAGCGCUGGAAUACCUGGCUAUUUGCAAAAUUAUAUCGAGUGAUAUUUCUCAGAUAAGUGUCAACUUAAUACAUCAAAACACUAAUACUGGCUGACAGCAAUAAAAUAAUAUAUAUUAAGUUUUAACAUAAUAAAGUAUGAAUUGAUUGAAUUUGUUGAAUAUUUCAAUUGACUAUUGGAUUAUGAUCAAUUAUCUUUGUGUAGAUGAAAUCUUGAGUGAUAUUUAGUUGACUUUUAUUUAAUAAACGAAGCUUUAAAAUGAAAAA